CAACCUAAUGAGUCAUUCUUGUCACCAGCAUGUCUCCACACAAUGGAUGGCAAUUUCUCAGCCAAGCGAUUGGACGGGUCAGGAUCAGCUGAUCCACACCUAUUUCAGAGCUGGUAUUUUAUUUCUGAGGCCAAGGUAGACCAAUUCAAGGAUGAUGUUCAGUGUCGAACUAGUGAAUCCUCCAUGGUAGAAUCAAUGAUAUCGAGCACUUGCACAGAGAACUGGACUGCAGCCAAGGCUGUGGACAAUGAUAAAAUUACUGUGUUUGACCAGACAGGGAUUUUUCUUCUAGCAUGUCAUCAUGGGCUCAUCGAAAGUGUAACUGAAAUGAAACGCAGCGGUGAACUACUGCUUGAUGUCUGCGGCAUGGAUCAGGCUAUUGGACACAAUAUUGCAUGCUCAUCUCAUAAAACAAUUGCAACAAGCUCUAUCGGAGUCAAGGCAGCUGGACUAAAUCUACAGGUUGUUCUUCAGAAUCACCCUUUGUAUCUCAACGGUCUAGGACUUGAAGACCUUGAGACUUGCGAAUGCAUCUUCACUAGUUCAAACAGUGCUGCAAUUUUGAUCCAACAUGCAUCAUACUUCCAUUGGAUGCAGUUCCUUGACCUCCACUUCGAUCAAUGGGACAUGGACCAGUACUCAGACCUCACUCUUCAGAUCAUCAAGACCAACACACCCGUCCUCAAGGAAUUCAAGCAGCUCCAUGAUCUUAUGGAUGCGGACUUUGUAAACUGGCGAAAUGAGGAGUUUGAGUAUCUCAGCAAUGUUGCUAUGGAACCUACUUUGGAUGUAAUUGCAGUGGCUUACAUCAAACAGCUUGAGAAGCUUCAAUAUGUGGAAGAAACAUAUGGCUGUCUUACUUCCGUGCCCUUUCUGAUGUACACUCCUGCAAAUUUCACUCGCACAUCUGGCCUCAAUGCCACCGCUCGCAACAAUUCCAGAGCA
This is a messenger RNA of Suillus subaureus, 945 nucleotides long. RefSeq lists its product as uncharacterized. The record is from RefSeq and is a predicted model, not a curated record. Lineage: Eukaryota; Fungi; Basidiomycota; Agaricomycetes; Boletales; Suillaceae. The annotation marks the transcript as partial. The transcript has 5 exons.